This is a messenger RNA of Paramormyrops kingsleyae, 1047 nucleotides long. Lineage: Eukaryota; Metazoa; Chordata; Actinopteri; Osteoglossiformes; Mormyridae. The record is from RefSeq and is a predicted model, not a curated record.
ACAAAGGGUGUGGAAAAGCCCUUUAUAUACAGAGCUUUCACAGCAGCAACUACAUUCGGCAGCAUUUCUUGGGAUUGUGUUUUGCUUAUUAAAAACGUCCUCUAUUGUUCUUCAUUUAGAUACUCAAGAAGUUCCAAUUUAAAGGAAAUGGAGACCGUCCACGAGUUCGUCCCGUUCGCCAAAGAAAUUCUGAGCCAGAAGCCUAGCCGAGGUAUGGCGAAGGUGUACCUGGUCGGCUCAGUCCUGGCUUUCUUCGGAGUGGCGGUCGGGGUGCUGGAGACUGUCUGCCAGCCCUUUUAUGAACAAGAGCCAGCGGAUGAAGAUCUGGCGCAGCUGUCAGCUCUGGAACGACGGAUGACUGAGCUCGAAAUCGUGAGCCGGAGGGCGGAGGCAGCAGCGGCCAUGGAUGAAGAUAAUGAGUAUAAAGCCAAGUAUCAGGCGGCUAACGGGCGCAGGAAUUCCGCCAACCGUCUGCAUGCGUCCUAAAGACUUGUUGCACUGUUGUCAAGGCAUGUAAAGACCAGCAACAAUCGGUUGUGUUGACUUACGGAGGUUCUGAAACAAAUUGUAUUUGAUGCCUGGGAAAUAAUAGAAAGAAGGAAUGAAUCUUAGUCAGAAAACAUUAAUUGCUUGCUGCUGUGCAGCACAUAUUUUGAUAUAUUUUAUGAUGCAAUGUCUGCUGGUGUUCACAGAGGAGACAGCUGAAAGUGAAGAACGAUUGUUUACUGUUACCGAGGUUUUUUUUAUCAGUGGGUUUGUGAGGGCGAGAAGGAGAAAAUGUAAUGAGAGAGCCGGGGUUUGUCUUGAAAACUGACGAGGAGAUCGGUUUAAAAUGCUUUAUUUGCACAUUUUUGCAUCUUAUUAAAAACAUUUAUUUUUUGUUGUGUUUUUACCAUUGUUUGAUAAUUUCUACAUGGGAUGCGUGUGUUUUUGUUAGUGUCUACCCUGAGUGUGACUAUCGUUUAAACCAUCAACUACCCUGUCUGUGCUGCUGUUAAUUAUCACUGGCAGUGAGUUGUGAAUAAAGUCAGACCUUCCAUUUUAAAA